CUCUUCUAACAUACCUGCUCAUCAUAUUAGUGAAUUUGACUUUGAUCAUUACAAUCAUUCUGGAGAAAGGCCUUCAUGAGCCUAUGUACAUAUUUCUGUGUAAUCUGUGUAUUAAUGCACUGUAUGGAACUGCUGGUUUCUACCCCAGGUUCUUAUCAGACCUUCUGUCAGAUGACCAAGUGAUAUCAUAUGGUGGAUGUGUGACUCAAGGUUUUGUAAUAUACACAUCGGUCAUGUGUGAGAUUACUCUGUUAACAGCAAUGGCUUAUGACCGGUAUGUAGCAAUAUGCAAACCUUUACAAUAUCAUACAUUACUAACACCUGCAACUGUGGGAAAAAUAAUUGUCCUUGCUUGGUGUUACCCUCUUUUGAUCUCAGGGAUAGCCGUUUUAUUAACUGUUCGACUGCCUUUGUGUGGGUCUCGCAUUUGUAAACUUUUUUGUGACAAUGGGUCUAUACUUCAACAUUCAUGUGCACCCGUUACUAUUAAUCGUAUCUGGAGUGCCUUUACUUUGGCGGGUCAAAUUCUACAAGUGAUUUUGAUUGGCUGGUCUUAUCUUCAGAUUACACGUGUUUGUCUGAGAUCAGAAGAGGGAAGGCUCAAGUUUACUCAGACAUGUGUGCCACAUUUAUUGACAAUGGUUAUUUUCAUUGUAGUAACUUUGUUUGAUGUCUUAAAUAGCUUUUAUGGAGACCAAAAUAUGCCACUUAACCUGCGCAAUCUGAUGGCUUUGCAAUUCCUUAUUGUACCACCUGUAUUCAAUCCUGUUAUUUAUGGUCUCAACCUGCAGAAGGUUCGAACAGCAGUUUUUAUAAGGAAAAACAAAAUUCGCUACUAA
Molecule: messenger RNA, 839 nt
Organism: Hypomesus transpacificus
Lineage: Eukaryota; Metazoa; Chordata; Actinopteri; Osmeriformes; Osmeridae
Product: olfactory receptor 52E4-like
Exons: 1
Coding region: 84-839 (251 amino acids)
Biological process (GO): G protein-coupled receptor signaling pathway
Cellular component (GO): membrane
Molecular function (GO): olfactory receptor activity; G protein-coupled receptor activity
Source: RefSeq, a predicted model, not a curated record